Messenger RNA from Suillus paluster, 444 nucleotides. Its product is annotated as NADP-dependent oxidoreductase domain-containing protein. The transcript is spliced from 5 exons. The record is from RefSeq and is a predicted model, not a curated record. Gene Ontology annotation, molecular function: oxidoreductase activity. NCBI's taxonomy places the organism in Eukaryota, Fungi, Basidiomycota, Agaricomycetes, Boletales, Suillaceae. The coding region runs from base 1 to 444 and encodes 147 amino acids.
AUGGUUGAAACGGACGUCACACUCUCCAGUGGCUACAAGAUGCCCACUCUUGGGCUUGGUGUCUACCUGAACGAGGAAUGCGCGGACGCUUGUAAAGUUGCCCUUAAAAAUGGUUACCCGAUUCAAAAGUUCAGUUGGAUCAUUAGAAUGAUUGACUCGGCGCGGUUCUAUGAGAAUGAAGUUCAGGUCGGUGUUGGGGUCGGGCAAAGUGGUGUUAAGCGCAAAAACAUCUUUAUCACCUCCAAGGUCUUCCACAGUGAUUUUACCUACGAUCGCACGAUGGCUGCUGUGAAAGACUCGCUGACAAGACGGGUACUAGCGUAUUAUGAUUUAUACCUCACCCACAGUGCCCUGGGAGGCAAGGAUGCACGCCUUGCCGCCUACAAGGCUCUUUUGGACGCCAAGGCGGACGGGCUAAUCAGAUCUGUCGGUGUCUCCAAUUAG